Molecule: messenger RNA, 2223 nt
Organism: Micromonas pusilla CCMP1545
Lineage: Eukaryota; Viridiplantae; Chlorophyta; Mamiellophyceae; Mamiellales; Mamiellaceae
Product: Drug/Metabolite transporter superfamily
Exons: 4
Coding region: 1-2223 (740 amino acids)
Cellular component (GO): membrane
Source: RefSeq, a predicted model, not a curated record
AUGCCGUCGCCCCCGCGCGAAGACCCCGCGCCGCUGACGCCGCGAUCAUCGACCCGCGAGCCGCGCCUGCCCGUCCGGCGCGUGGACCUGCGCGAGGUCGCGUCGAGGCUCGACGUGACCCCGCGCUCUCUGCUCACCGCUCUUUUAGGGGGCGACGACGGCGGCGGCGGCGGCGUCGGCGGCGUCGGCGUCGGCGUCGGCGUCGGCGACGGCGGCGGCGAAGCGACCGCCGGCAACGGCGGCCUCUCCGGCUCGACGUCCACGACGGACGUCCCGCUCGUCGCGCACCCCGACGACGCGACGGGAACGAUCGAGGAGGAGGAGGAGGAGGAGGAGGAAGAGGAGGACGACGACGACGACUUCGACGACGACGACGACGACGACGCGCGCGCGCCUCUUCUUCCCGCGUCGUUCUCCCCCAGCGCCGCCGCGCACGACGCGCACAGCUCGCUGUCGCGCGCGCAGCUCGCGCGCAAGGCGCGCCGCGCGGCGUCGCGGGACGCGUCGCUCGCGGCCGCGUCCGCGGCGCUCUUCGCCGCGGGCGGCGGCGUCGCCGCGGACGUCGACGUGGAGUCUGGUCGAACCUUGGAAAUUAUUUUCACGCCCCCCGACGACGACCAAAACCAUAACAAAAACCGAAGAAACCGAAACGGCGGCGGCAGUCCUCGAUCGCCAUCGCCGCUCGGGGGAUACAUCAUCGGCAUCCCCGUGACGGCAUCGCUGCUCCCGGACGACGCGCGGCGGCCGCCGUCGUCGCCCGUCGCCGCGCGCGAGACCGAAGCCGCCGCCGCCGCCGCCGCUGCCGCCGCCGCCGCGACGACGACGCCUUCCCCUCAGGCACGUUCUACACACUGGUCCCCAUACGACUGCGUCGGCGUUGUGAACGCCAACGGCCCUCACGGCGGCCACGGCGACGCGUGCCACCCCGACGAGGACGUGCUCGUUCGGCGCGUCAUCUUCGCGGUCCCGGAUAUGCAAGCGAGCCCGGGAGCGUCGAGCUCGCUCGACCGAAAGCCGCUCGCGUGCGGCGGAACGUCCACGAGCUUAUCGCUCCCGAGCGAGGUGAAGAGGGUCACGCUGGAGAUGGUCAUGCCGCCGUCGAUUGGGAUCGCGGCGGACGCCGGCGCGCCGCCGCCGCCGCCGCGACGCGGUGAGACUCCUUCCCUCCUGUGCGCUCCCGUCGGUCGCACGUCGUCUCUUAAGGCGUGCAUUCACGGCGGCGUCGAGCUCGCGCGCCCUCCCGACGUCGCCGCCGCGUCGUACGUCUCCCUGAAAGACCUCCGCGCGAACGUCACCGUGACGCGAAGCGUGCCGUGGGUCGGAUGGGCCAUCCUGCUCGUCGCGGCGAUUUCCCUCUCCGGCGUCGGCGCCACCGUGGACCUUCAGAAGUCGACGCCGUUCACGCAGUGCGUCUGGCGCGCGACGUCGUGCAUCGUCGUCAUGGCGCCGUGGGCGCUGUGGAGUCUGCGGACGCAAGGGCUUCGAGGCGCGAGCGACCCGAAGACGUUCGCGCUGAUGAUCGUGACCGCCGUGUGCUGGAGCGGCUGGUUCGCGGGGUUCUAUUACGGCAUCGGUGCGUUUUUAUUUUCGCGUUUCGCUUCCGUUUCGUCCUUUCGCACGUGUCUUUACCUCGACCACUCGCAGUCGAGAGCUCUAUCGCGCACGCGUACAUGCUCGCCAACACGCACAGCGCCAUCAUCGUCGUCUUCAACCUUGUCACCGGCCGCGAGCCCGUGCCCGCGGUGGACGCCCACGGUGAUUGGCGACGUCGUGGCCGCCUCGAGCGCGUGCUUCGGCGCGGCAUUCCUCGUGCUCGCGAAGAAAUUUCGUGCAAAGGUGGAGCUGUCGCACUACAUGUGGCUGUCCAUGGUCGUCAACCUUCCGAUGUCGCUCGCGGCGGCGAUGAUCUUGGAAGACAUAUCGUUCUCGCGGCCGUUCGAUCCCGCCGUUGGCGUCCUCGGGUGGUUGACGCGAGAGCAGAUCGGUUUGCAGUUGUUCAUAAGCGUGUUAGGGACGAUCGCGGGCACGGCCGGGUACGUCGCGGCGUUGAAGUACCUCUCCCCGACCGUCGUCGCGAUCGUGAUGCUGUUCGAACCCGUGCUCGCGGCGUUCAUAGGCUACGCGGUCGGGGUGAACGCGGUCCCGACGUGGGUCACGUUGAUUGGCAUGGCGUGCAUCACGUGCGGCGCCGGCGUGAUCUCCGCGCACGCGGGUGCGACCUGA